Molecule: messenger RNA, 873 nt
Organism: Gossypium raimondii (Peruvian cotton)
Lineage: Eukaryota; Viridiplantae; Streptophyta; Magnoliopsida; Malvales; Malvaceae
Product: ABC transporter G family member 1
Exons: 3
Coding region: 1-873 (290 amino acids)
Cellular component (GO): membrane
Molecular function (GO): ABC-type transporter activity
Source: RefSeq, a predicted model, not a curated record
AUGUAUCGUGAUUUAGGCUACUACUGGCUUCACCUUGCAAUCUACAUUACAUUAUGUUUAUGUGUUGGGACUAUUUUCCAUGAUAUUGGCUUCACCUUUGGCUCAAUUCAGGCUAGAGGAUCCAGGCUCAUGUUUGUUGCAGCAUUCUUGACAUUCAUGGCAAUAGGAGUAUUCCCUUCUUUUGUUGAAGACAUGAAGGUAUUUGGCUGGGAAAGAUUAAAUGGACAUUAUGGGGUCAGAGCAUUUGUCGUUGGAAACACCAUUUCAUCCAUCCCCUACUUGUUUAUGAUCUCUUUAAUCCCAAGAGCAAUAGCUUAUUACCUUGUUGGACUUCAAAAGAGUCUUGGUCACUUCGCCUACUUUGUCAUAUUGCUCUUCACCACCAUGAUACUGGUUGAGAGCUUGAUGAUGACCGUUGCAAGCAUUGUGCCCGAUUUUCUCAUGGGAAUCAUUACGGGAGCUGAUAUUCAAGGGGUGAUAAUGUUAAACGGUGGCUUCUUCCGGUUGCCAAAUGAUCUUCCUAAACCUUUCUGGAGGUAUGUCAUGUACUACAUUGUAUUUCACAAGUAUGCAAAUCAAGGAUUCUACAAGAAUGAAUUUGAAGGAUUAAGUUUCCCCAACAAUCAAGCUGGGGUAUCUCCCACCAGUACUGGUGAUGAAGUUUUGAGAAGCUUUUGGCAUGUUGAAAUGGGAUACUCUAGAUGGGUUGGUGUUGGAAUCUUGUUUGGCAUGGUGGAUAUAUGCCGUCUUUUGUUUUGGGGAAUUAUUAAUACCAUUGAUAAGGUUAAACCUCUUAUCAAAUCUUAUAUGGCGGUCCCUCCUAAGUAUUCAAGUCAGAUAUUAGAAAAUCCAUCUGCUAUUUCUUCAUCAUAA